Messenger RNA from Sitodiplosis mosellana (orange wheat blossom midge), 5382 nucleotides. RefSeq names its product E3 ubiquitin-protein ligase RBBP6-like. Lineage: Eukaryota; Metazoa; Arthropoda; Insecta; Diptera; Cecidomyiidae. Gene Ontology annotation, cellular component: nucleus. The transcript is spliced from 21 exons. Gene Ontology annotation, biological process: mRNA processing; ubiquitin-dependent protein catabolic process; protein ubiquitination. Bases 283 to 5274 code for a protein of 1663 amino acids. Gene Ontology annotation, molecular function: nucleic acid binding; ubiquitin protein ligase activity; zinc ion binding. The record is from RefSeq and is a predicted model, not a curated record.
GGGAAUGAGAUUGAGUGCGCAAAAUACACGACGUAAAGCCGCAUAAUGGCGUUAGCCAUUUACAAUCGUUCGAAAGUCUCUGUUGUAUGAGCCCACUCGCACUCACUCUCACUCUCUCUCUUGUACGAUAAAAGAAAACACAAAGAUACAGAAUCAAAACUAAUAUUUUGUUGAUUAUUUUAAUGGUGAUUCUCUCAUCGGAAAAACAAGUAAUAAAACGAAUUCGUGAUAAAAAUUGGUCGCCUAAAUUCAAUAUUUUGCGUAGCUUGAACGUUUCAAUGGAUGAUAUUUGCCGAAUUAAACUGGACUUCUGCAAAUUCCACCUUUAAAUGCGGAAUUAAAUCUCCUUAUUCCAUAUACACUAUAUUUUGCAUUUUGCAAACAUCGAAGACAUCGUGUAUAAUGUCGGUGCAUUAUAAGUUCAAAAGUGCUUUGGAUUUCGAUACAAUCAGUUUCGAUGGGUUACAUAUUUCUGUGGCUGAUUUGAAAAAGGAAAUAAUAAAUAAAAAGAAAUUGGGUAAAACACAGGAUUUUGAUCUGCAAAUUACAAAUGCCCAAACUAAAGAAGAAUACGGUGAAGACUCCUGUCUGAUUCCAAAAAACACAUCAUUAAUAAUAGCACGCGUCCCACUGCCGACGCGAUCAGUGAAAAAAUCAUGGGAUCCAACGGCUGAAAAAGCGGCCGCAUCGGCAUCAGCACGUGAGCGAAAAAAUGCCGAUUCUCAAGCUGGUAACAUCGAUUUAACACUCAUGAAUGGCACGGAAGAGGAAAAAAUCACCGCUAUGAUGAAACAAAGCACAAUGGACUACGAUCCACGCAACUAUCAAAAAGUUCGCGGAUCAGCACAAAUUGGUGAGGUUCCCAGCACUUACAGAUGCUACAAAUGCCAGAAAAUGGGACAUUGGAUCAAAAAUUGUCCACUCAAUGCUCAUCACGAUUCAAGCCAUGCGGAGGUCAAGCGCAGCACUGGAAUCCCCCGAUCCUUUAUAGAUGCCGGAAACUCUCCAGCAACAGAGCCAGUUAAUUUACCGCCCAUCGAAAAGAAACAGGAAAUUCCCGAUGACUUGAUUUGUAGCAUUUGUAAGGAUUUAUUCACAGAUGCUGUUAUGAUUCCAUGCUGUGGUAGUUCAUUCUGUGAUGAAUGUGUCCGUACCGCUCUACUAGAAUCGGAGGACAAUGAAUGUCCAGAUUGUAAUGAAAAAGGAUCAUCGCCAGGUUCAUUGAUUCCAAAUCGUUUUCUACGGAACUCGGUCAACUCUUUCAAAAAUGAAACCGGCUAUAAUAAACCCCGACAACCAAAAAAAACUGUUCCAGUUGUUGAGGAGCCCACUCCACCUCAAAGUGAAGAAAAAGCUGCAAAGACACCACCUCACACGAUAACAGCAAGUAGAGAGGAACCAAUUGCUGCAACCCCAGAUGAAGAAAAAUCGAAUCCACCCGAUGCAGAUGAACCAAAAGAAUCGGAGAAUGAGGAAGCGCCCCGUGAGAGUGGAGCAUCCCGUGCUGAAAGCCCCCAUGAUGAAUCCGAUUUCGAAGAUAAUAUCAUUGUAACUGUGCCGAAACCGCAAACUCAUACGCAUAACUACCACGAUUACCGCGAUCGCCAAAGUAUGAACGGAAGAUACAACCGUUCAUCAAAUGUAAAUGAGGUAGAAGCACCAUCAAAUCAGCCCCAGCCUCACCAGUAUGAAGACAAAGAAUCAUAUGGUAGUAGUGGUGCUGGCCAUGAGAUGAUGAACAAACAUAAUUCAGAAAUGAAUAUGAAUAUGAGAUAUGGAAUGCAGCCACACCAGCAACAGCAUCCACAAAUGAUGCCGCAUAGACAAGCUCCACCAAAUCAAAUGCCACCGAAUCAUUUCCACCAAAAUUCAUCGGCUGGCGGUCCAAACCCAUGGUGGAAUCAUCCAAAUCGAUAUGGACACUCAAUGCCUGGAAUGCACCAGAAGGACAUGAAACCAAAUGAAGCUGACAUGCAUUCACAUCAACAAAUGGGCCAAAUGCAUCAUCGCUACGGACCAAUGCCACAUCAACAGGCUCCGCAAAUGCAUCGUGGAUAUCCGCCAAUGCAACACCAAGCGCCACCACAAAUGCAUCAUCGCCCAAUGAUGCAUCAAGAGUCAAAUAUUGUGGCAACCGCUUUUCAAGGAGUUGCAAGUAAAAUUGGAACCGGCAUAAUUGAAGAUCCUCUUGCCGCUUUCGAACAAAUCAUGAAAGAAAAAGAAAGGCGGAAAAAAGAAAGAAGAGCGGUUAUCGAUUCACCACCAAGGCGUAGAUCCCGUUCAAAUGAACGAAGACGAUCACCAAUGGAUAGGGCAAGGCAUAAUUCUUCAGAUAGCCGAGACCGUGGUCGAUCAACAGGAAAGGGUGAGCGUUCAUCAUCAAGGAAUAGAGAUCGCCGGAGCGACAAACGCGGUCGAUCUCCGGACAGGAGACGCAGCCCUGUCGAAAGACGACGACGUAGAUCUGGUUCAUACCACUCACGUCAGUCUCGUUCUUAUUCAAGAUCCAGGUCAAAUACGCCACCCCGGAGGCAUUCACGAUCACCACCAAGGAAACACUCAAGAAGUCCACAAGAUCGUAGGUCACGUAGUCGAUCUGCGUCUUACUCGAUGAGCCGAAAUCGAGACCGUUAUCGGGAUGGUAAUCGAAGAGACCAUCGGGAUAGAGACGAUUAUCGAGAUAGGUCACCAAACUUCUAUCAUGGCCGUGGUCGUGGAUCGUAUAGAGGCAGAGGACGAGGUAAUUACUAUCGCCAGGAUCGUAAUGCACCCCAACAACAUCAAUCUGGGAUGGGACAACAACACCCGAAUGUACCAUAUUAUGACCAGUCUAUGAAUUUAAUGAACACAGGCAUGUCUAGUGGUCAAGGAGGAUAUAAUGACGGAGUAUACCAUGAUCCAUCAAACAGAUAUGCACCGGUGCCAAUGCACUCGCCAUCUAAUGUCCACGUUGGAGGUCUACAGCCAAAUCAUGAGUUUGCAUCGCAAAUUGGACAUGCGGUUCAAGAAAUUCAUCCUAUUGAAUCAAAUAGCUACAGUAAUGAAGCGAGUCAAUCUUACUCGAGUAAUUCGUACGAUGUGCUGCCACCAGGAGUUGAUCGUGAACCACCUCCACCUGGCUUUGAAAAUGAGGAACAACAUUCUCAACAUCAAUCACGUCCACAUGUCAAUCGAGAUAGUCGAUCUCCGACGCGACCAAACAAUGAGAGAGAACGUGUUGACCGGUCUGAGCGGAAACAUCACAGUAAGUCACCAUCAUCGCGUGAACAAAUACGAAGUAAGAGUGGGGAAAAUCGAAAUCAAUAUGAAAAAUAUGAAAAAGAAGAUAAAAAGGAAUCAAGUAGCCGGCCCAAAGAAUCGGAGAAAAAGGAUCAACGCGAAAAGGAAAAAUCGGUUCGUGAAAGAGAAAAGGAGAAAGAAAAGGAAAAGGAAAAAGAAAAGGACCGAGAAAAAGAAAAACAUUAUAUCGAAAAGAAAUCCAAAGACAAGAAAAAGAAAAAGAAGGAAGAAAAAUCGAUUGAGAAAAAGCGUAAGAAGGAUAAGAAGGAGAAGCGCGAUAAGGAUGGCAAAAAAUCAAACAAAAGCCAUUCGCACUACUCUUCAGGCAAUGAAGAUAACAAACAUGCAAAUUCCAUUGAAAAGGAAUUACCACCUGGCAAAGCGUUACAAGACACAAACGAGGAAACUUCGUUCAGUCACUCGACAACACCACCGCCGCUGCCGCAACAGAAAAAUAUGCAUAAGCUUGCGCCGGCUGACGAGGAUGCCAAUAUCGAUUUGUAUGGUGAUAUCAAUAUGGAAGUGGAAAGCGGGGAGAACAAUAAUCCUAAUGAAGACUUUGGUAUCACAAAUAGCCCACCUAGAUUGAACAGAUUCGAUUCAAUCCUAGACAUACAUACAAAUGUGGACUUUGAAGAAACCGAUUUACCCGAGAGCGAAUCGGAAAUGACACAAAUGAAACAAGCUGUCGCUGAAGAGUCAUUUGUUACACUACCUGAACCAUCAAAAUGGGAACGCGACGAAGAUUCAUUAGCUGAAAAAUCAUUGGUUGAUUCAACACCCGUUGACGAUCAAACCAAAGUCACCAAUGAAGUGUUGAAACGAGCUGAGAAUGCCAUUUUUGCGAGAGCAAUCAAUGCCAUACGGCCGAUCGAAAUAAAGAAAAUUUGUCCAGAACGUCAAAAAUUGUAUUCGAAUGAGUCAUCGGUGGUGACAAAUGAGCACGAAAAAUCAAUGCCACCUGUGGGACAUGCGACCGAUAAGCAGACCGAUGAUUUACAAGUGCAAAUAACAGUUGUCAAUUCGGAACAAGAACGUUCCGUUGAGAUCAAAAGCGGUUCGAGACAGCAACGCAACAAAACGCCAAUCCGUUCCAUCAAGGAACGAUUGGGCAAGAAAUUAAACGAAGACACUAAAAGUCGAAGCCGAACACCACAACGCAAAAUUAUUACGGAUAGCCGAAAUGAUGUAUCGGCCAAUAGGCGAUCUAAGGAGCGCAGAAGUCGCGACAAUGAAAGAAGACAACGCGAUAACCGAGAUAGAAAAUAUCGAAGUCCAAAAAGCAAUGAUAACCGUCAUAGUUCUGUCACACGCCGCAACGAUAGCCAAAAACCAUCAGAAAAAAGUUACCGAGAAAAGGAACGAGGACGAAAUUCUAGUGAAAAUCGUGACACAAAAGAGGUUAGAGAUGGUAAAAAGAGUGGCCGCCGGGAUCGCAAAGAUUCUCCAUUGGAUUUGGGACGUGAAGAGCAUAAGGUUCAAGUAGAAAAAGCAACACGGGACUCUGAACGGGAGCGGGAGCUUCAUAAAGCUAGAGUUCGAGCCAGAAUACGCGAAGAAGAGCGAACAAAAUCACAACAAGAGGGUACCGCUUCAGUUGAUCGUUCAUCAGCCAAAGAUAAGUUUACAUCAGACCGUCGUCGAAAACGAUCCGAGUCAAAUGCAGAAAGUCAAAGGGUCAAUACAUCCUUGGAUCAAAAGCGUCAGGAUAUCGAUGAAUCGAAUUUCGAGCCGAACUAUGAACCACAUCAAAGUGACGAAUCGAUACUCAAAUCAGAAUCAACUGACCAUCGCAUGGUUCGCUCGAAGAGUAAAACGAAACAUGAAAGUGGGAAGCGCUCACGUUCUUCGUAUUCUUCCAGUAGCUCUUCGUCGGAUUCGAACUCGUCUGACUCGAGCUCAGAAUCGGAAGAGCGCAAGAAAAAACGGAAGAGAAAGCAUAAAAAACAGAAAAAAUCGAAAAAAUCCAAGAAGAAGAAGAAGACCAAGAAAUAGUUUUGAUUAUUUCGAUUUGAAAUUGCGAUGACGUAAACUAUUUUUCUGAGCGAAUUUUAUACAGACUAAGUAUGUACACUUGGCAAUAAAAAAAAAAAACAAAAACAA